UUAAUUGAUUGUCUGUGUAUCUAUAUACAUAAUACAUAUUGUUCCGUUUGAUAUCAGCAGUCUUUCACGUUCGAGGAUAAAAUUGGUUGAUGUAUAGUAUUAUGACUGUAUUCAUGUAAUAUUAUGCAUUAAUAUGUAAAAUCUAAAACACAGUAGCAUUAAUUGUGGGCCUAUGUAUGUAGAUAUACAGUCAUACCAUCAAUAACACAUUGAAAGUUCUUUUUUUUUAUGAAAUACGUACUACUGAUUUUCCCAAACAACAUUCACCAAAGUGAUCUACUCUGCAGUCUGCAAAGAUGUCCGAACACCCUGACCCUGCUGAUCUCCCCAGGGAAGUGCUCAUGAAUUUUCGUCGCGGACUGGCCGAUGAAAACAAAUUUAACAGAAAAGCCACCAUUGGAAAAAUCCGUUCUUACCUGAAUGAUCUGGAGGAGGAUGCCAAAGCUAAAGAAUUUGACAUCGUCCUCAAUGACUUGCUAAAAGUGUUCAGCGACACGUCAGAAGCCUGCCGAGAAGCGGCCGUGAAGUUGGUCAUUGAUUUCUUGCCAAUGUCUUCCUCAGCUGAACAACAUCUGACAUUCAUUCUGGCCGUUAUUGAACAGAGGAUCUCUAACACUGACAAGCAGGAACCUUCAGAGGAAGUCCGACUGCUCUUGAUCAAACUCCUUGUAGUUGCUAUUACGAAGGUUUUUGGUUGUGACUUGGUUCCGCACUUAAAUUCUCUGUGCAAUAUCCUCAGCGCGUCCUUAUUGGACAAUUUUGCUGACGUCAAGUUAGCUAGUUGCGAAAGCGUAAAAAUCGUGGCCCAGGCCUCCCCUAAAACAUUUCACGUCCAAUCGGAGUCAUUCCUGAAAUCCUUAAAACAGGGCACUGCUCACAAGCAUAGCAAGGUCCGAGUCGCUUUUAUAUCUGCUAUCGGCGUUGUUGUGAAGUAUGGCAGCCACAACCUGGUUGAAAAAGUCGCUCACAUUUUAGGAGAGCGACUCUACGACUCAUCUCCUGCUGUCCGGAAGGAGGUAGUCAGCGUCGGUGGGGACUGGCUUAUCAACUUGCCCGACAGAUAUUCCCAUUUUUGUCGUAUCAUACCUUUAGUUGUGACAGGAAUGGACGACGAAAUGCCAGAGGUUCAAGACCUUGCUUGUGAGGUCUGGAACAAAGCUGGUAAAAAAUAUGAAGAAGAAAAUGAAGAGUCCUUGAAAAUUGAACUCGACUAUGGCUUAAUUCAUUUACCUGAUUAUCCUCUGGAAGAAAACAGGCCAGGUGUUGGAUGCAGAGCGUUAAUGCAACGAGAAACUUCAAAGAUGCUUCCGGCAAUUUUGCAUGAACUUCAUGACUGGAACGCGGGUGUUCGGAUGCAGUCGGCGAGUCUCCUUUUCCAAGUUGUCAGGCAUCUUGAGAAAAAUUUUAUCCAGUAUCUCCAGAAAAUAUGGCCAGAUGUAUGUAUUAAAUGUGCAGAUUCAAGCGAACCUCAUUUGAAGAAUAAGGUAGAGCAGUGCCUCCUAUUGUUGGGCUAUUUCUCGCCCAUUCAUGCGCUUUUGGACGUAGCGCUUCCUCAAGAGGAGCUGACACUGUGCCAGUUGUGUUGUUUUGCUGCCACCUUGAAAGGUUUAACCACACUGGAGGAACCUCACCUUUUAACAACAUGCCAAUCUCUGUCAAAAACGGCUAAUACCAAUAUGGAGCUUCAAUAUCAGACAGCUCUUCUUCACUGUGCAAAAGGUGUAUUGGAUGCUGCUUUACGAAGCGGAAAAAUGAGUUCUAAAGAAUCUCAUCUUGCUUUGUUCUCCGUGGCCCUCAACCUCGCAGGCAACUCUCAGUCCUCUGAACUGAGUAACAACUCACAAGAGCUUCUUGAUGGAAUCGCCGUACUUUCUGGUGUGAAACUUACUGUACUCUAUGAGCUAUUCGGCGAUGAAAUUUUGAAGAACCUGCAAUCUACAGUUUCUGUCUGGACGGAGUAUUGUGCUUUCAAGAACAUUUUCCUAGCAUUCGUUCAAGGAGCAGACAGUGGAAUAGGUCCAAAUUUGCCAACUGUAGCAGAAAUUCUUGUAGCAUGGAGCAAAGUCGCAUCCACUGGAUCAGAUUUGGCGGACAUGGUCAGGAUUAUGAUGCCCAUCCUGUCUUGGAAGUUUAUAGAAAGCUGCGAUUGUGACGCAAAAUCCUUCCUCAAAUCUAUCUUAAACAACCUCAUCAGACCAAAUCUCAAGUGGGCUGCUGGACGGGUAGCCGAAGUGCGUCGAUCCCAAGCACUGGUUCUUCUAAUAAUUGCAAUCAGCGAGCCUGAAGUUCCUGAUGAUGUCAUUGCGGAAAUGGUUGUAGAGUUCCCACCUCUUUUGGCAAUUAUGAUGGAGGAAACUGCCACGGAUCCGCGCCUUGGCGCAGGACGUGCGUUGGAAAUUUUGUGCUGUCGGUGGAAAAAUUUAGGAAUCCUUGAUAUUGAGACUACAUUCAGAAUUGUCAAAGUUGCUUCUGAAAGGCUGGAUGAUGUGAAGGCAGGGGUGCGACUUCAAGCUCUCGAGGUCAUCAAAGCUGCUUUGCCUGCUCAAGUGCCUUCUGACCACGUUUCCCAAGUUGAGCUUCUCUUCAAAACAGCCAUCAUUCAUUUGGAUGACCAGGAUUCAAAUUACUCUUUGGCGGUAUUAGAAACUCUGAAAGUAAUUGGUCAGAUUGACAUUCCAUUGAUGACAAAGCUUCUGAACAUCUACAAAAGAAGAUUUACCAAUCAAAGACAGUGUGAUGAGCUACUUCAUCACUUCCAAUAUAAAGUAAACAAUUAAUUUGUUUAAUUUUAAGUGCGUUUUAUUAAAAUUAUUAAAAAAUGAUCAAAGAUCA
Molecule: messenger RNA, 2832 nt
Organism: Cloeon dipterum
Lineage: Eukaryota; Metazoa; Arthropoda; Insecta; Ephemeroptera; Baetidae
Gene: Dnaaf5
Product: Dynein axonemal assembly factor 5
Exons: 12
Coding region: 297-2777 (826 amino acids)
Biological process (GO): cilium movement; inner dynein arm assembly; outer dynein arm assembly
Cellular component (GO): cytoplasm
Molecular function (GO): dynein intermediate chain binding
Source: RefSeq, a predicted model, not a curated record